GCUCGUCCCCAUCCGCAGCUCGGCGAUCGGCAGGCCCAGGCGCGGCAGUCGAGAGCCGAGCGGGGCUGAUGCAACCGGGAGCCGCCGCCGCUAUGGAGCCCGCUCCCGGCCCGCAGGAGAAGUAUCAGCUCAUCACGCGGAACUCACAGGAGGUGCUGGGCGAGGACAAACUCAUGGCCAUCCUGAAGGAACGGGAGCUGAGGAUCUACUGGGGCACGGCCACCACGGGCAAGCCCCACGUGGCUUAUUUUGUACCCAUGUCCAAGAUUGCAGAUUUCCUGAAGGCCGGCUGCGAGGUGACAAUCCUCUUUGCUGACCUCCACGCUUACCUGGACAACAUGAAAGCUCCCUGGGAGCUGCUGGAGCUACGCACCCGCUACUACGAGCACGUCAUCAAAGCCAUGCUGGAGAGCAUCGGGGUGCCCCUGGAAAAACUCAAAUUCGUCCGGGGCACCGAUUACCAACUCAGCAAGGAGUACACGCUGGACGUGUACCGGCUCUCCUCCGUGGUGACACAGCACGAUGCCAAAAAGGCAGGGGCGGAGGUGGUGAAGCAGGUGGAGCAUCCUCUGCUGAGUGGUUUGCUCUACCCAGGCCUGCAGGCCCUGGAUGAGGAAUAUCUCAAGGUGGACGCGCAGUUUGGAGGGGUGGAUCAGAGGAAGAUCUUCACCUUCGCAGAGAAGUAUCUCCCAUCUCUGGGCUAUGCCAAACGUGUCCAUUUGAUGAACCCCAUGGUUCCUGGGCUGACAGGCAGCAAAAUGAGCUCCUCAGAAGAGGACUCCAAGAUUGAUCUUCUGGACCGCAAAGAGGACGUGAAGAAGAAGCUGAAGAAGGCUUUCUGUGAGCCAGGGAACGUGGAGAACAAUGGGGUGCUGUCCUUCAUCAAACACGUCCUUUUUCCCCUCAAAUCAGAGUUUGUGGUCCUGCGAGAGGAAAAAUGGGGAGGAAACAAAACCUACACGGCCUACGAGGCCCUGGAGAAGGAUUUUGCUGAGCAGAUUGUGCAUCCUGGAGACUUGAAAAACUCGGUGGAAGUGGCCCUGAACAAACUCCUUGACCCCAUCAGAGAGAAAUUCAACUGCCCUGAGCUGAAGAAGCUGAGCAGUGCUGCAUAUCCCACCCCGUCCAAAGGCAAGCCUGGAGAGAAAGGCACCAAGAACUCGGAGCCCGAAGAGGUGGUGCCAUCCCGGCUGGACAUCCGUGUGGGCAAAGUGAUCAGCGUGGAAAAGCACCCGGAUGCCGACAGCCUGUACGUGGAGAAGAUUGAUGUGGGCGAGGCCGAGCCCCGCACCGUGGUCAGCGGCCUGGUGCACUUUGUGCCCAAGGAGCAGCUGCAGGACAGGCUGGUGGUGCUGCUCUGCAACCUCAAACCCCAGAAGAUGAGAGGGGUGGAGUCGCAGGGCAUGGUGCUGUGUGCAUCCAGCGUGGGGGAGCCCCGGCAAGUGGAGCCCCUGGACCCUCCAGCCGGGUGCUGCGCAGGGGAGCACGUCUACGUGGAGGGCUACGAGGGCGGCGAGCCUGACGAGGAGCUCAAACCCAAGAAAAAAGUGUUUGAGAAGCUGCAGGCUGAUUUCCACAUCUCCGAGGAUUGCGUGGCGCAGUGGAAGSAGAGGAAUUUCCUGACCAAGCUGGGCACGGUGUCCUGUAAAAGCCUCAAGGGUGGCAGCAUCAGCUAAAACCAGUGCCAGGCCUCUGCUGGUGCCUCUGCCAGGCUCCUGCACCUCYGCCAGGCUCCUCCUGCUCAUCUCCCCACCAGUGCUCGGCCCUGGGGGCUCUGGGACUGAAUUUGCAGCCUCUCCCCKGGGAGCUGCCUCCACCAUCCCCCUGGGCCAGCGCUGGGGACUGGAGGUGCCACCAUUCGUCCCCAUAGCCUUGGGCUCUGCGCUGGGGCCAUCAGUUGUGCCAUGGACUGGACUCUGUGCCCGCUGGGAUGGGCAGGGCUGAAGGGAAAAGCUGCUUUUCAAAUCUCGUGUUGCUGCUAGCAGAGCUGGGGACAGCUGGGGACAGCCCAGCACGCCCCGGCCACGCUCCAAC
Malurus melanocephalus (red-backed fairy wren) is the source of this 2034-nucleotide messenger RNA. It is a transcript of the gene YARS1, whose product is annotated as tyrosyl-tRNA synthetase 1. The record is from RefSeq and is a predicted model, not a curated record. NCBI's taxonomy places the organism in Eukaryota, Metazoa, Chordata, Aves, Passeriformes, Maluridae. Gene Ontology annotation, molecular function: tyrosine-tRNA ligase activity; ATP binding; tRNA binding. Bases 69 to 1676 code for a protein of 535 amino acids. Gene Ontology annotation, biological process: tyrosyl-tRNA aminoacylation. The transcript has 14 exons.